Jatropha curcas is the source of this 1478-nucleotide messenger RNA. RefSeq names its product NADH:cytochrome B5 reductase 1 (gene CBR). Gene Ontology annotation, biological process: electron transport chain. The record is from RefSeq and is a predicted model, not a curated record. NCBI's taxonomy places the organism in Eukaryota, Viridiplantae, Streptophyta, Magnoliopsida, Malpighiales, Euphorbiaceae. Gene Ontology annotation, molecular function: cytochrome-b5 reductase activity, acting on NAD(P)H.
AGAAGCAUUUUGGAGAUAGCUCUUAAAGAUGUAUACUUGUGGCCAUCCACCUUUUGGCUAUGGCGCGAGUAGGUGUACCAGAUCUCCACAUUGCCCCCGUUCUUCAAUACCUCUAAAUUUCUUCACCUACCACGUUAUUUAAUUUUAUUUUAAGUUUGAUUUUAGAGGUACAAAAGAGAGCAGAGUGGCUGCUUUGUUCUGUGCUGUUAACUCGUUAUCAAUAGCACAGUCACAGCAUCAAAACCCAAAGAUAAAAGGAAGGGGGACUUGUAAAACAGAUCUAGUGCUUCUCACUCUUCCACCCACUUACUGAUUCAGUUUCUUAUAUUUGACUGUAAACUUCAUUCUCGUUUCUAAUAAAUCUAAAACCUUUUUCUGCUCGAGGGUAAUUCUUUGGUAAUUGGUUACCAUGGAUUUGGAAUUCUUGCAAACACUUGAUGUUCAGAUUCUUGUAGGUGCAGCUGUGGCUAUUUUAGCCAUCGUUAUUGGUGCUAUUUUUCUCUUCUCCUCCAAAAAGUCUAAAGGCUGCUUAGAUCCUGAAAAUUUUAAGGAUUUUAAACUUGUGAAGCGCACUCAGCUAAGUCAUAAUGUGGCAAAAUUCACGUUUGCACUUCGUACACCUACUUCAGUCUUGGGCCUUCCAAUUGGACAACAUAUAAGCUGCAGGGGUAAGGAUGGCCAAGGUGAAGAGGUUAUUAAACCAUAUACUCCAACAACAUUGGAUUCUGAUGUUGGCCACUUCGAAUUAGUUAUUAAAAUGUACCCACAAGGAAGGAUGUCCCAUCACUUUCGAGAAAUGCGUGUUGGUGAUUAUCUUUCUGUAAAGGGACCCAAGGGGCGUUUUAGGUAUCAACCUGGCCAGGUUAGAGCCUUUGGAAUGCUUGCUGGAGGCUCAGGCAUUACUCCAAUGUUCCAAGUUGCCCGAGCAAUAUUGGAAAACCCAAAGGACAAGACAAAUGUGCACCUCAUUUAUGCCAAUGUUACAUAUGAGGACAUUCUUUUAAAGGAAGAAUUGGAUGGCCUUGCUUCUAAGUACCCUGCUCGCUUCAAAGUCUACUACGUUUUGAAUCAGCCUCCUGAAGUAUGGCAUGGUGGUGUUGGCUUUGUAUCGAAGGAAAUGAUUGAAAAGCACUGCCCUGCACCUGCAUCUGAUAUCCAGAUUUUGAGAUGUGGACCACCACCUAUGAACAAGGCCAUGGCUGCUCACCUCGAAGCUCUCGGCUACACAUCUGAGAUGCAGUUCCAGUUCUAAUCUUUCACGAGUUCGGGACCCCCAUAUGUACCUGGGGCACUAUUUAUCACUUGCGUGGAUUCAAUGAAUGAAAGACUACACUGCUCUUGUAUUUUGGUUCCUUAUCUCUGAAUGGAACUAUAUAGCAUCAGAGAAACUGAAAUGUAAACUUCCUUCCAGUGCUUUAAUUUUUGAGAGAAAUUUUCCGUUAUUUGCUUUGACUGGCAAUAGAUCCUCUUCUUUAAUA